Messenger RNA from Desarmillaria tabescens, 1337 nucleotides. RefSeq names its product origin recognition complex subunit 2-domain-containing protein. Gene Ontology annotation, cellular component: nuclear origin of replication recognition complex; nucleus. Lineage: Eukaryota; Fungi; Basidiomycota; Agaricomycetes; Agaricales; Physalacriaceae. The transcript has a single exon. The record is from RefSeq and is a predicted model, not a curated record. The coding region runs from base 27 to 1304 and encodes 425 amino acids. Gene Ontology annotation, molecular function: DNA replication origin binding. Gene Ontology annotation, biological process: DNA replication.
ACAGCUUCCAUCGUGUCCCCACCAUCAUGCAUCGAGGCUCCGAUUCCAGUGACAGCGAGGACGAUGCCCUUUUCUCGUCUGGCGCUGAAGACGACGCUGAAGCCGUAUCAGUGACCCCAAAAUCGGGGAAAAGGAAAGCCCGGGAAGAUGAAGGGCGGGGGCAGGCCAUCAUCGUACAGACCGCCUUCGACGCGUACUUCACACAUUCCAGCUCGCGACCUGCAGACAUCUGCCAACGUUUUUUCUUCCUUAUACCCCCGCUGUCCUCAACAGAAUACGCAGAAGCCAUCGCUAACCUCCCCGACCAGCAGCUUAUAUCAGUACUCUUGACCGAUUCCAAAGCACGAAAUGCCCUCUUCAUCAGGAUUCUACGCGAACUAAAAGAAGGCUUCAACGUGCUCUGCUACGGUUAUGGAUCCAAGCGAAAGCUAUUGAACCAAUUCGCAGUCGAGCGUUGUUCCAAAGCGGGACACGUCGUCGUAGCGAACGGCUUUCAGCCCAAUUUCAGUAUCAAGGAUUUACUCAAUUCUAUCGAGGCCAUUCCUGGUAUCCUCUCCCUUCCUGCAUCCUCUACUGCUAUCGAGAGCCAGGCGCGUCGGAUAUCCACGUUCUUCUCUCAGCCAUCGCAAAAACGGUCACUCUACAUCAUCAUCCAUAACAUCGAUUCUCCCAGCCUUCGCACCACCAAGUCCAAGGCUUGUCUUGCCCUCCUAGCCUCUAACCCUCGUGUUCAUAUCGUGGCAUCCGUAGACCAUAUCAAUGCGCCACUGAUAUGGUCUUCCAGUGAGGCAUCCUCUCGAGGAGAUGGAGGCUUCACAUGGCUAUGGCACGACAUGACUACCCUUGCUCCGUAUGAUUUCGAACUCGCCUAUGCUGAUCGCUCCUCAAUAUCCGGAGCACAUGGAGGUGGGUCUCGUAAACAGCGCGAUGCAGGAGGUUCGGGCGCCGCAAACACCACGAACAUGUCAGAGACGGCUGCUGCCCAUGUCUUAGCCUCCGUCACACAAAAAGCCAAGAAGUUGUUUGUGCUUAUGGCUAAGAAGCAGCUGGAUGCGGUGGAAGAAGCUGGCGGCCCGCCGGGGAAUGACAUGCAACCGUUCGCGAUAGGAUACGGGAUGUUGUUCAACGCUGCCCGCGAUGAGUUCAUUGCAACGAACGAUACGGCCUUGCGAUCGUUACUUGGAGAGUUCAGGGACCAUAAUCUGAUUCUAGGUGAGCAAAGCACAUCGGGUACGGAGAUGCUAUGGAUACCACUACGGAAAGAGAGGUUGGCCAAUGUUCUUCACUCGAUACAGGUGGAAUGAUGAAGGAUUUCCCUUUCUCGAAAGUACGUCGGA